UUCUUACUUAUACCGGAUACUUGUAUUCGACAGUUCGAACAAUUGAUUUGCUAGAAAUGUUACGACAUGGGUCGUGCCUCAUACUGGCAUGAAUACAUUUUGUUUAUUACAUUUCGUUCUUUGUUAUUGGAUCUCCGCUCUAUGGGAGACCCUUAUUCUCAGUCGUUCUGUCUGUCUGCGUAUCUGUCUAUCUGUUUAGAUGUAGCCUCUAAACCAGGGAUUCCCAACCGGUGGUACGCGUACCACUAGUGGUACGCGGGAGCUUUUCAGGUGGUACGCGUGCAGCUUUCUGUUGUAUUCGAUAUAUAUGACAUCACAAUCAUGUUAUUUAUUGACGCUUUUGCAAGAGUUCUUGUUAGAAUAGCCAACUCGUCGCCUGUGAUUGCUUUGCCAAAGUUUUGGCUAAGUAUUUUAAAAUGUCGAAGCGAAAGUAUAGUGAAAAUUAUAUUGAGUAUGGCUUCAUUGCUAUUGAACAUCGAGGAGAUAUCUUACCUCAGUGCGUGAUCUGUAUGAAAACCCUUUCAAAUGCAGCUUUGAAACCAAGUUUGCUUAAGCGACACCUUGAAACCAAUCAUACAGAUAAGAUGAACCGAGAUAAGAGUUAUUUUGAGCGACUUGGGGAGAACGUGAAGAGACAGCGCAUGGAUUACACAGGCCAGUUUUACCAAAAGAAUGCGGGGAUUGUAAAGGCAUCCUACGAAGUAUCUCUUCUGGUGGCCCAACACAAAAAAGCUCAUGUCAUUGCAGAGUCUCUUAUUUUGCCUGCAGCUAAGAUAUUAGUCAGAAAUUUGAUUGGAGAAGAGUCAGCGGCAAAGUUGGAUAGUGUAUCGCUUUCUAACAAUACCGUGAAACGACGCAUCGAGGAAAUGUCAGUUGAUAUUACUGACCAGGUGAUUGCAGGAGUAAGAAAUUCGAAGUUUGGAUUUGCCUUACAACUUGAUGAAUCGACAGAUGUCACAAACUGCUGCCAACUGCUUGCCUACGUCCGCUUUAUUCAGAACGAUACUGUAAAAACGGAAUUAAUGUUGAAUCAUGAGCUGUCUACUACAUCAAAAGGAAAAGAUAUUUUCAACUCUUUGGAUAAUUUUUUCAAGGAAAAUGAAUUAGAUUGGGGAAAUCUUGUCGGAUGUACCACGGAUGGGGCUCCCUCCAUGCUCGGCAGAAAAUCUGGAUUUCAAGCCCUUGUCAAAGCAGUGUCACCUCGCGUCGUAAGUGUUCACUGUUUCAUACACAGAUUUGCUCUUUGCACAAAAGUUCUUCCUGCAAAUUUGUUAAUGUGCUUGAACAGGGUCAUCAAAAUCGUAAAUUUUGUUAAAACAUCAGCUUUAAAUACUCGAUUGUUUAAGGUUCUUUGCGAAGAUCUCGGCUCUGAUCACUCUUGUCUCCUUUAUCACACAGAAGUACGUUGGCUCUCUCGAGGAAACACAACUAAACGUCUUUUUGAAAUGAGGGAUGAAUUACUUUUAUUUUUCCAACAGAAAGACCAUGACUUUCAAAACGACCUGCAGGAUGAGGAUUUUAUUGCGAAGUUGGCUUAUUUGUCAGAUAUAUUUGAAACAUUCAAUCACUUAAAUUUGUCAUUUCAAGGGAAAAACUGCACAGUCGCAGACUUUGUUUCAAAACUGGGAGCCUUUAUCAGAAAGCUGAUUUAUGGAGAAAAAAUGUGGAAAACAAGCGCUAUGAUACCUCAUGCUGCCCAUACGUCACAGAUCCUUUCUCAGUGGACCCAGCCGACCUACUUGUUGGUACAGGGGAACAAGAGGAACUGAUAGACAUACAGGAGGAUCUGGAAGCAAAAAAACAAUGCAAAGAAUAUUCUGCAAUAAACUUUUGGCUUAGUAUGGCUUCUUCAUACCCAACGCUAGCUUCUCACGCUAUUCCACAACUACUGAUUUUUCCUUCUACUUGGGAAUGUGAGCAGGGAUUUUCUAUUCUUAUGAACAUCAAAUCAAAAAAUCGAAACCGACUAAGUGCCCCCGGACAUGACUUCAGAUGUGCUAUUAGCAACGUUAUGCCGCGCAUCGAUCAGCUGGCGCAAGACAAACAAAAACAAAAAUCCCAUUAAAUUUAGCCGUGCACUUUUCGUUGUUUAUUCUGAUUGGUAAUUUUGGUACAUUCGUUAAAUUUACAUCCUGAUUUAUCAUGUUAUCAUAAUAAAUUGGUUUUGUAAAAUUUGUAUCAAAUUAGCUGUUUCGAAAAUAGUGGUACAUGUUGACAAAUCGUGGUGCCCAAGUGGUACGAGAACGUAAAAAGGUUGGGAACCCCUGCUCUAAACGGCUAGAUCAUUUUGGAUGAAAUUUCUCAUGUAGGUUAACCUAUCAUCCUAGUAAUAUGCGUUUCCUCGAAAGGCUGGAUUGAUUUUUCGUUUCCAUGGCACCAAGCAAAAAACAUCCGAUUGUGGAGAAAUUUCUAUUUUUUUACAUUCUUUCGCAAUUUCCUCGUAAAUUAAGUCGAAAAUUAAAAUUCUGAGAUUGCUACCUUUUGCGGAGGAAAGUGCUUUGUCUAACAAGCCGCCAUUCAUCUCGAUACUCUAUAAACUGGCGAAGCCUUAGGAAUUUUAGUGAACAUGUUUCAAUAAUUAGUCACAUUUUAUUCCUCACGCAACGAUGAAAAGCAGACGCACAGCGUUCAAAAUGAACAGGCAAUUUCGGUAACUGCGCAAGUUUCUAUAGAUGGUAACCGGUUGCCCGAGUGAGGGCCUCAACUAUCAGCGGAUAUCCUGUGCGCCUACCGGCUUGUCUUGUUAUUAUGUAUGCCGGAUGUCCUUAUUUUUGGGUUCAUAUCGAUGGCAGCCGUGACUGUGGUACUAGCUCGGGAUAGAUAUCAUGUCAUAGUACUAGCCACACCCGUCUCACUAAUUAAACUAAC
Molecule: messenger RNA, 2868 nt
Organism: Styela clava
Lineage: Eukaryota; Metazoa; Chordata; Ascidiacea; Stolidobranchia; Styelidae
Source: RefSeq, a predicted model, not a curated record